This is a messenger RNA of Penicillium paradoxum, 957 nucleotides long. RefSeq names its product putative RNA binding protein. The transcript is spliced from 7 exons. The coding region runs from base 1 to 957 and encodes 318 amino acids. Gene Ontology annotation, biological process: mRNA export from nucleus. Gene Ontology annotation, cellular component: nucleus. The record is from RefSeq and is a predicted model, not a curated record. Gene Ontology annotation, molecular function: mRNA binding. NCBI's taxonomy places the organism in Eukaryota, Fungi, Ascomycota, Eurotiomycetes, Eurotiales, Aspergillaceae.
AUGGACCGCAGCUUGGACGAGAUCAUUGCUGAAGACACGCGAAACCAUGGUCGCCCCUCGGGCGGUGGUGGUCCUCGUCGUCGCAACAACCCUGGCCGUCGCCACGAGCGCGAUGGCGUCAGAAAGCCAUACACCUCGGACCGCGUUGAUCUGAACCUCGACUGGGUGCACGACAAGUUUGACGACGACAGAUCCCGCCCUUCUCGUGGAGGCCGCAGAGGCCGCGAUGGACAUGAUUCCGACCGCUCCAGCACAUUGACCAAGGUCCGUGUGGAGAACCUUCACUACGAUAUCACCGAAUCCGAUCUCGAUGAUCUCUUUGGCCGAAUCGGUCCUGUCUCCGAACUCACUGUCUCUUAUGACCGCGCUGGACGCUCCGAGGGAGUUGCUUACAUCACAUAUGCCCGCCUGAAGGAUGCACACACUUCCAUUCAGGAGUAUGACGGAGCCAAUGCCAAGGGCCAGCCCAUCCGUCUCUCUCUUGUUCCCGGGCGCCGUGAGCGCAAUCCCCUCGACUACGCACAGCCCCCCAGAUCUAGCCUUAUGGACCGCGUCGAACGCCCCCGCGAUGGCCGCAGCCUGAGCCCCCGAUCUGAUGACAACGCAGACGGUGCCCGACGCCGUCGCGGUGGCCGUGGUCAUCGUAGCGACGUCACUAAGCCCGCACCCGACAACAUUGACCGCUAUGUCCCCGGACAACGCUCCAGCCAGCGCUCCCCCAACCGUCGCAGCGGAGGCAGACGUGGUGGACGUGACAACCGCCAACCGACUGAACGCCGUUCCAACGCUCGCCCCCGCAAGACCCAGGAAGAGUUGGACCAAGAGAUGGAAGAUUACUGGGGCGGUGCAAACACUGGCGCCGAUGAAGCGACUGCUCCUGCUCAGGAUGUCCCUCAGCAGACUGCUCCCGCUCCCACCGCAACCGCAGCUGAUGAUGAUAUUGAUAUGAUCGAGUAA